Stegostoma tigrinum is the source of this 4109-nucleotide messenger RNA. RefSeq names its product kinesin-like protein KIF1C. Gene Ontology annotation, molecular function: plus-end-directed microtubule motor activity; microtubule binding; ATP hydrolysis activity. The record is from RefSeq and is a predicted model, not a curated record. Gene Ontology annotation, cellular component: axon; kinesin complex; dendrite. Gene Ontology annotation, biological process: microtubule-based movement; vesicle-mediated transport; cytoskeleton-dependent intracellular transport. NCBI's taxonomy places the organism in Eukaryota, Metazoa, Chordata, Chondrichthyes, Orectolobiformes, Stegostomatidae.
AUGGCCCGGGGCUCCGCUCCUCACCGGCCCGCAGGCAGCUCCUCACUGGCGGGGGGGCAACGCCAGGCCACAGCUCCUGACAAACUGAUCAGUUUGUGCAGCUUUAUGUUCGGGAUCAGUAUUGGUGGAUCAGACCACCUGUCCUGGGAGAGUUUGAUGGAGACUGUGUCGAGGGAGCUGUACUUUCAGUUUUCGCCUCUGAUAAUAUCAGACUUUGGACUCCAAAAGAUCCAGUCGUUACCGAAGCAGCUGGUGGUGACGGCGGACACCAAAGGACCAUCACACCCAGAACUGAAUCCUUUUCCGACCCAGAGCGACCAGCUCACUGUAGAGGACGGCGUAUCGUUAGGGGGAGCAAGAGUGAUUGUCCCGAGCGAAGGUUGGCACCAGAUACUGGCUGAACUCCGCCAGGGGGUCACUCAGGGGUUUUCAAGAUGCCAGCGAGAUGUUAUGCCCAGUGGCCAGGACUGGGGGCUCAGUGUUCAUAGCUGCCCUCUCCAGGUCGCUGCAUGUGCAUUCGUCAGCAACAGAAAAAAACUGCGCACACCUUUUGCAAUACAUGGGCUCCCAGAAGUAAUAUUCACCGAUAAUGGGCCAUCACUUAUCAGCAGAGAGUUUGGGCAUUUCCUAAAGCCGAGCGGCACUCAGCAUGACCCCGUGUUUUUCCUCCUCCACUACCACACCACUCCACCCCUGGUAGCGGCUUCGGGAGACAAGCCAGACCCCUGUUGGCCAGCGCCCAGUAUUGAAGGAGCCACAAGACCCGUGCAGAGUGACCACCUCUCCAGCUGGUGGGGAUGUAUCACCAAUCCCAAACACACUCAGGAUGCCCCAAAGAGUUUCACCUUUGACUAUUCGUACUGGUCCCACAGCUCUCCCGAUGACCCAAGCUUCAGUUCGCAGCGGCGGGUCUAUCAGGACAUCGGGGAGUCGAUGCUGCUUCACGCUUUCGAGGGAUACAACGUCUGUAUAUUCGCCUACGGCCAGACUGGAGCCGGCAAAUCCUACACCAUGAUGGGGAGCCAGGAGACGGGACAGCCAGGGAUCGUACCCCAGCUUUGUGAAGAUCUCUUCACCAGGAUCAAUCACAACGAGGAUUUGCAUCUCUCGUACUCAGUGGAGGUCAGUUACAUGGAGAUUUACUGCGAGCGCGUCCGCGACCUCCUGAACCCGAAAAGCCGAGGCAGCCUGAGGGUUCGGGAGCAUCCGAUUCUGGGACCCUACGUGGAAAAUCUCUCCAAACUGGCUGUCACCAACUCGGAUAUCGCUGAGCUCAUGGACUGCGGCAACCAGGCCAGGACGGUCGCCUGCACCAACAUGAACGAGAGCAGCAGUCGAUCCCACGCUGUCUUCACCAUCGUUUUCACCCAGAAACGGCACGAUGCCAUCACCAACCUCUUCACCGAGAAGGUCAGCAGGAUCAGCCUGGUCGAUUUGGCAGGAAGUGAAAGGGCCGACUCCUCAGGGGCAAAGGGCAUGAGGUUAAAGGAAGGUGCGAACAUUAAUAAGUCCCUCACCACCCUGGGGAAGGUGAUUUCCGCACUCGCAGACAUGGUGGGAAAGAAAAAGAAAUCGGAUUUCAUCCCGUAUCGGGACUCCGUGCUGACCUGGCUCCUGAAGGAGAACCUGGGUGGGAACUCGCGCACUGCCAUGAUUGCGGCUCUCAGCCCUGCAGAUAUUAACUACGAGGAGACCCUCAGCACACUCAGAUACGCAGACAGAGCCAAACAGAUCAAGUGUAACGCGGUCAUCAACGAGGAUCCCAACGCCAGACUGAUCCGGGAGCUCAAGGAGGAGGUAGCCAGACUGAGGCAGCUGCUGUCAAAGGAAGGUCUCAGCGUCAUGGACAGCACAGAAUUUGAGGAGAACAGCGAUUCACAGCCGAGCCCCCGGCCCAUGGUGCUUGAAGAUGUCGACAGAUUCCCCACUACCUCGGUCCCCAGUGGGGAGGGGGUUUCAGCCCCACAACCCUGCCCCCAGGGGCAGCUGAAUGGCCAGCUGCUGUCCAGUGAGGAGGCGAUGGAUCGACUGCAGGAAACGGAGAAGAUUAUUGAGGAGCUGAACGAAACCUGGGAGCAGAAACUGCGGAAAACUGAGGCUAUCCGGAUGGAGAGGGAGGCCCUCUUGGCUGAGAUGGGUGUGGCCACCAGGGAAGAUGGAGGGACAGUCGGUGUCUUCUCCCCAAAGAAGACCCCGCACUUAGUCAAUUUAAACGAGGACCCAUUGAUGUCCGAAUGUCUCCUGUAUUACAUCAAAGAUGGAAUUACAAGGGUCGGCCAGGGUAUUGUAGACAUUAAGCUGAGUGGGCAGUUCAUUAAGGAUGAGCACUGUGUGUUUCGUAGUGAGAGUAAGGAGAAUGGUGAAGUCAUCGUUACCUUGGAGCCAUGCGAUGGUGCAGAUACGUAUGUGAAUGGGAAGCAGGUCACCACAGGCACUGUGCUCCGGCAAGGUAACCGCGUGGUGAUGGGGAAGAGCCACGUUUUCCGGUUUAACCACCCGGAGCAGGCGAGGAUGGAUCGGGAACGGGCCCCGAACCUGGGAACACCAUCCGAGAUGAUCGAUUGGAGCUUCGCCCAGAGGGAGCUGCUGGAGAACCAAGGCAUUGACAUCAAACUGGAGACCGAGAGGAGGCUCCAGGACCUGGAGAACCAGUAUCGCCUGGAGAAGGAGGAGGCAGAUCUUCAGCUCGAGCAGUCCAGGCUGUAUGUAGAUUCGGACAGUGGAGAUGAUUCCGAUAAGAGAUCCUGUGAGGAGAGCUGGCGUCUGAUCGCCUCUCUGCGAGAAAAACUUCCAGCCAAUAAGGUACAGAGCAUUGUGAAGAAAUGUGGAUUACCCAGCAGUGGGAAGAAACGGGAACCACUCCGUGUUUACCAGAUCCCACAGCGGAGACGCAUUACCAAGGAUCCCAAGUGGGUGACUAUGGCAGAUCUGAAAAUGCAGGCUGUGAAGGAGAUCUGUUACGAGGUGGCCCUGAAUGAUUUCAAACACUCAAAGCAGGAAAUUGAAGCCAUCUCCAUCGUUAAGAUGAAGGAGCUGUCGCGUAUGUACGGCAAGAAAGAUCCCAAUGAAAAGGAGACGUGGCGAACUGUGGCCAGGGAUGUGUGGGACACAGUGGGUGUGGGUGAGGACAGAGCAGAGGAACUAGAACCGAGGGCCCACCACAGUGUGGAUGAUCUGAGAGCCCACGUGGAUAAACUGACUGAUAUCCUGCAGGAGGUGAAGCUGCAGAACAACAUGAAGGAUGAAGAGAUUAAGGCACUGAGGGACCGGAUGUUAAAAAUGGAGCAGGUUAUUCCCAUUAAUCAGGGCGAAGGGGAGUGUGAGCUGGGGCCGAGCGGGGAGGGUGUGGAGGUGGAGGAGGAGCGAGCACCCCCGAUUGGGAGCGAAGGGCGAUGGGAGGAGAGCAGGCAGGAGACCCCCAGCCACAAGGCGGGCCGCAUCAAUCGGCUGAUGGAGGAGGACCCAGCGUUUCGCCGAGGACGGCUCCGGUGGUUACAGCAAGAGCAGCAACGUUUCCAGAACCUUCAGCAACAGCAGAUCAGCAAGAAGCUGCGUAAGCACACUGGGCCCGGAAGGUUCAUCCCCCCCCAGGACUGCAAACUGCGUUUCCCCUUUAAGAGUAAUGCCCAACAUCGCCUCUCCUGGGGGCCCAGCACUGCCUACAGCGUGCCCCCCGACCCCACGUGGCCCUCUGACCUCGGUGUGCCAGGCGCAGUGACCCCAGGGCAUCUCCUGGCCCCAAGUGGGCAGUGCCAGGAGUCGGGGGGUGACCCCAGACCCCAGGGAGCCCAGCGUUUCUGGCAGGGCUAUGGCCCCAUGCCGCACCAGCACCAGGGUAACCAUGGUCAGUGGCGACACCACAAUGCCGGCCAUUUCCGGAGAAACUCCUUUGAUAAUGGGGCUGGGAGCCGGGACAGGGAGACCCGCAGGUGUCACCGCCAUCGGCAGACCCCGCAGUGCCACCGAGACGGCCAGCUCCCUGCUGGCACCGACCUCCCCUCCGAACGCUACCACCUGCAUCGCCCCUACACCCCACCACCUCGUAUGAGACGCCAACACUCCUCCCCAAACCUGCAGCAGCCUGACACCCCCGUCUAACCCGGGGGGGG